Messenger RNA from Gopherus flavomarginatus (Mexican gopher tortoise), 2646 nucleotides. RefSeq names its product atypical chemokine receptor 3 (gene ACKR3). Gene Ontology annotation, cellular component: membrane. The transcript has 2 exons. Gene Ontology annotation, molecular function: G protein-coupled receptor activity; coreceptor activity; chemokine binding. NCBI's taxonomy places the organism in Eukaryota, Metazoa, Chordata, Testudines, Testudinidae. Bases 704 to 1798 code for a protein of 364 amino acids. Gene Ontology annotation, biological process: angiogenesis; G protein-coupled receptor signaling pathway; vasculogenesis. The record is from RefSeq and is a predicted model, not a curated record.
GCUCCGGGCUCAUCGAACUGGAUCUUUGUGUCUUUCACUCUUACCCGACCGCCCCGCAGAGGCGAGGAAACCAAGGAACCGGAGCGCAGAUGCCCUGGCCACAAACGCCCCCUUUGAGAGAGGCUGGGGAAGUUUGUGGGACAGGCUGCAGGGCAGGGGCCUGGGGGUAACUCCUGGGGGGAGCUGUGAAGUUAUCCCAGCCCGCUGGGAGAAGCAGAGUAAUGAGGGGUCAGAAUGGGAGAGUGCCUCGUUCAAGGGUUUAUGGAGGCGUUUGGGGACGUGCCCUGGGACGUGCAUCGGAGGGCGGCAGUGGUCGCUUUUUGUCCGUUCUCGGACGCAGAUGUUGCCUUUGUGUCUGUGCCUUUCUGAAAGCACAACGUGGGGGUGAAGGAAGGGUGCGUCGCGCUGCGGAGAAAGCACCGCCCUGCUGGGGCCUCUUGGCAACCUUUCACCAGCAGGGGCCCCGAUUCGCCUCCCGUGGGAGUCCUGCCGGGCACAACUUCCCCUGGGAGCAGGAUCGGGCCGUAAGAGGGAGCGUAUCUUUUUUGGUUUUUUUGCAGUUCAUCCUUCACCUUAGGAAUAUUUCCAGGGAACAUCAUUCCCCAGGCUUCUAAAGCAGGGUUAGCGCUUCUCUCCCCAUUGUUGGGGUGAAAUGUUGGAGUAAGAGAUACAGCAGGUUAUUUGGAUUCUGAAUUGACCGGCCAUGAGUGCAAUUGACUUGACUUCCAUCCUUGAUCUUCUGGAUGUGGGAAAUUUCUCUGAUAGCAACUGGACGUGUAACAAUGGAGACUGCAUCAUUGUGGACACACUCUCAUGCCCGAGCACACUUAAUAAAAGUGUCUUACUGUACACCCUCUCUAUCUUCUAUAUCUUUAUCUUUGUGAUAGGGCUGGUGGCCAACUCGGUGGUUGUCUGGGUCAAUCUCCAGGCCAAAGCGACCGGUUAUGAAACCCACCUCUACAUCUUCAAUCUAGCCAUCGCCGACUUGUGCGUUGUCAUCACCCUUCCAGUCUGGGUGGUCUCCCUUGUCCAGCAUAACCAAUGGCACAUGGGAGAAAUCACAUGCAAGAUCACUCACCUCAUAUUUUCCAUCAACUUGUAUGGAAGCAUCUUCUUCCUGGCAUGUAUGAGUGUGGACCGCUACCUCUCAGUUGCCUACUUCACCAACUCCAGUAACUGCAAGAAGAAGAUCAUCCGACGCUUCAUCUGCAUCUUUGUGUGGCUUCUUGCCUUCUGUGUCUCUCUCCCAGACACCUAUUACCUGAAGACCGUCUCUUCAAACAAUGAAACUUACUGCCGCCCUCUCUAUCCAGAGGAGAGCUUCAAAGAGUGGCUGGUUGGCAUGGAGCUCAUCUCUGUUGUGUUGGGCUUUGCCAUUCCUUUUCCUAUCAUUGCUCUUUUUUAUUUUCUCCUUGCAAGGACCAUCUCUGCCUCCAGUGACCAAGAAAGGAAGAGCAAUGGGAAGAUCAUUUUCUCUUACGUUGUUGUGUUUCUUGUCUGCUGGCUGCCCUACCACGUGGUCGUCCUGCUCGACAUCUUCUCAGUCCUUCAUUUUAUACCCUUCAGUUGUCAAAUGGAGAACUUUCUGUAUGCUGCUCUUCACGUCACUCAGUGUUUCUCCCUCAUCCAUUGCUGCAUCAACCCCAUUCUCUACAGCUUCAUCAACCGAAAUUACAGAUACGAGCUCAUGAAAGCCUUUAUCUUCAAGUACUCAGCCAAAACAGGCCUCACCAAACUUAUUGAUGCUUCCAGAGUAUCAGAAGCUGAGUACUCUGCUCUGGAGCAAAAUGCCAAAUGAUCACCACUCCACAGGGACUCCUCUUGGACCUUUUCAUACUUGUCUCUGAUGGGGCAUGAAUUCACAGCUUGGAAGAGAAAUAAAGAACUAUAAUUUAAAUUUAGAGUUUGGAGAAAAACCAAAAUCAUGCAUUUAUUUUAACGUGUUUUGUUUUGUCUACUGCUAGCUAAUCCAGACUUUCUGAACUGAGACCAGGGUGCAAAUUCUAUGCAAAUUGGGGAGAAUUUGUAGUAAACAAAGCCAUUGUGUACCACGGAUAUCACAUGUUUUCAGGAUAGGCUUUUUUCCCAUGUGUAAAGGAGACCCUCUCUUGGUUUCAUUGUAUAUGUGUUAUAUAUAUAUAGAUAUAUAUAUAUAGUGUGUUGUAUUUAAAAACCCAAGACUUUAUUUUCUGGCUGUUGGCGUACCUUAUAUAAAUCUCUUUGAAAGUUUAAAUAUAUUUUUAUCAUGUAUUUGAAGUGUAUUGCUGAUAAUUGUAUCCAGAGCGCUGUAGUCUGAAUGUUAGAUAGUCCAAUUAUAGUCAAAAUGAAUGACAAAGGAUGACAUUAAUAGCUGUAUGGAGAUUAUGUAUUAUAUGUGUGUGUGUCUACUUUGGCGGGCACAUUUUAUUUACAACAGCUUUAUGUUGUGGUUUAUACCUAUAUGUAUGGAAACAAGUUGUAUGUACAGUGCUGUGAUAUAAUUUCACAUCAUAUUAAAAUUAACAGUAAAGUAAGAGUCAGGUUAACUCCUGUUUCUGUGUUUCACCAAGCAGUAUCCUUAUGCACAAAAUGAAUGACCUUAUUUCCAAGAGUCCUCUCUAUUUGUAAGUUAUUUUUUAAAAAAUAAAGAUUUGGAAAAAUACAGAA